AUGGCGCGUGCAUCGCGUCGCCGUGGACGCGCCGAGCCCGAGCCCGAGCCCGAGCCAGAAGUAGUCGAAGAGGUUGAAGAGGUCGAGGAAAUCCAGGAGGAGACGCCAGAGGCCGAAGCCGAAGACGACGAAGAAGAAGAGGCAGCAGGCACCCAAGACCAGGUCGAACAUGCUGAUUCCGAAAACGACAACGAAGCAGCGCAAUCGGGCGAGGUUUUCAGCCUGCAGUUCGACGAGGAGCUGACAUGGAGGGUCGGCCGGCCCAUCGCCGUGUCUACGCUACUCAAGCGCCUCGAGAAGCUCUCCGAAGAGCUGGGCACGCUGGAACAGGAUCAUGUCGACCUCGAAUCUCUGUCCCACGUCUGCGAAGCUCUUGGACAGCGCAACCUCCUGGCUCACAAGGACCAAGGCGUGAGGGCCUACACCGCGUCCUGCAUCGCCGACAUUCUGCAACUAUCCGCCCCCAAUGCCCCCUUCACACCCGACCAGCUCCAGAUGUUUUUCGAUCUCGUCAUCAAAGACGUCUUCACCCACCUUGGCGAUCAGUCACACCCCUACCACAAGCAGCACAAGUACGUCCUGGCUUCACUCAACGAUACUCAAAGCAUCCUCCUCAUCAAUGACGUUGAUGGCGCCGACAACUUGCUGCAGCGCAUGUUCUCCAGCUUUUUUGACACCGCCUCGAGCACGACCCACGACGAUGGCGUUUCCAAGGACAAUGCAAGGCGCAUGUCAGAAAUGCUCAUCACCCUCAUCGAAGAGUCAAGCGGUAUCAGCCCCAAGAUUAUCGAACUCAUCAUGGCGCAGUUCCUCCGCGCAGCACCCCCGGGAGGCGCAAGCUCGCGCCCAGAGCGCGACAACAGCAGUCAGUCGACACUGCUCCUGAAGUCCGAGCCCCUGGCCUAUGUCAUGGCCAAGGAAAUCUGCAUGCAGUGUUCUGAGAAGAUGGUCCACUACGUGAGCCAGUACUUCAGCGACGUCAUCAUUGAUGCGUCUCGGUUCGCGGCCAAAUCCAACGGCCACCGUCACGGCGGCGACAAUGAGGACGAUGACACUCCUAGGGGCCCGACAGACUCCGAGGUCAGAGAGUUGAGAAAGGCGCACCUGCUCAUCAAGGAACUCUGGCGUGCCGCACCCUCGGUGCUUCAAAACGUCAUUCCUCAGGUCGAGGCUGAGCUCUCUGCUGACAAUGUUGAGCUGCGACAGAUCGCCACGGAAACGCUGGGCGAUAUGAUCUCCGGCAUUGGCGCGGCUGGACCGCCUCCUGUGCCGGUCCUGGACCCAGCAGCCUAUCCUCCUCUGCGUCUUGCCGACGAGGACCCUUCACAAGUUUCCCUCAGUAUCCUGACGACGCCCUUGUCACCACAGUCGUUUGCGCAGACCCAUCAUACUGCGUACACGAGCUUCAUCGGCAGAAGCAGAGACAAGACGCCAGCAAUCCGCGCCGCUUGGACAACUGCAGUUGGCUACAUUCUGUCCACCUCGGCAGGCGGUAUCGGUCUGAGCCGCGAGGAACAAGCAGAGCUAGUCCGCGCCCUUGCUGAAAAGCUGGGCGACGGCGACGAGAAGGUUAGGCUGGCAGCUGUGAAGACGAUCGAGCUCUUUGGGUUCCGAGACUUUGUUCUGAAGCUUGGCUCUGGUAGUGGCAGUGACAAAGAAACUCCCAUCAUUCGCAGCCUGCUGGAUAGGUGCCGCGACAAGCGACCAGCCAUCCGCGUGGAGGCCAUGACGCUGCUCGCAAAGCUUUGGGGUGUCGGCGCAGGCGAGUUGGCUGCUGGACAGGAGCUCGUCACCACAGCUCUCAAGAGCAUUCCUUCGACCAUUUUCAACGCGUGGUACGCCAACGACCUCGAGCUGAACGUCUUGAUCGACCGAGUCAUCUUCGAGUGCCUGCUGCCGCUUUCGUAUCCGCCCACCAAGACCAAAGGUUCUAAAAACACAGCGAGCCAGAGCCAGUCUGUCACAAGCGUUCCGUCGGAACAAGACAGCCUGCGCACCGAAAGGAUCCUGUUGCUUGUGCAGUCGCUCGACGCUCAGGCUCGCAAGGCUUUCUUCACCAUGCAGGCACGACAACCUCAAUUUGGCCAAGUCCUCGAGGCCUUUAUCAAGCAGUGCGAGGCCUACAAUGGCGGUGUGAUGGAUGCUGAGGGCCCCAAGAGGACAGCUGCGCUGGAGAGGACCAUUCAGUACAUUGGCCAGUUCUUCCCCGACCCCCUCAAGGUCAAGUCGGAUUACAUGAGGUUCGCCAAGGCGCAUGAUCGCCGAAACUACCAGCUCAUCAGGUUCGCCAUCAGCUCCCAGAGCGACUACAAAACGGUCCGCGGAGCGAUCAAGGAGUUGGUGAAGCGUAUGCAGAACAGUCCGAAGGGACAGGACCUUGCUACUGCGCUUGAUACCUUGAUUCCUUUCCUGUAUCGGUCAGCUUGCAUCAUCUUCAACAAGAGCCACCUCUCUGCCAUUUUGGAAUCAUCCAAGAGCAACAAGGAGAGCUUCGGCACGAUUGCCCACGAGAUCCUGCACGAAAUUUCCGCCCGGAAUCCAGACAUGUUCAAGAACUUUGUCGGCGAUCUGUGCGAAGAGCUCGUCGAGCAAGCCCCCACAGAGAAGAAGACCAAUGACCCAAGUACCGUGGAUAUCCUGCGGGCCUGUUCUUCUUUUGCCAAGAAGUAUCCCGCAGAGAUCCCCGACACCCAGAAAUUCACUCGCGCAUUGCAGCACUACGCCCUGUACGGCCGUCCUGUGAAAGCGUCCAAGUAUGCAAUCAAGAUCAUGCUGGCCAAGAACGAUAAGCAGGGGCAGGUUACGGCAACAGCCGUCUUUGAAAAGGUCAUGAAGCAGUUCGAGUAUGGCGCGCCUCACUUCCUGAACAAGCUGCAGGUCAUUGCUCAGUUGUAUCUGCAAGCGCCCAAAGUGGUAGAAGAGAAGGAUGAGGAGAUUCUCGACAUGGCCAUUCAAAAGAUCGUCCGCACAACGCGCGAAGAGGCUGUUAACGACUCGAGUGCACCCCAGUGGGUAGAAGACGCCAACAUGAGCGAGGAGCUCCAGGCGAAGCUGUACUCGCUGCGUAUUGCCGUCAACCGCAUCCGCAGCAAUGAGGAUCAGGAAGAGGCCAAGGCCCAGGCGGUGUCGGUGAUGAAGCUUCUCAUGACGCUCGUCAAGAAGGACGGCGAGAUCAGUAAGACUGGGAACACGCCGGCCCACUUCCGCUCCCGUCUGCGCCUGCUGGCCGGCCAGCUCAUCUUGAAGCUGUGCACGCUGAAACAUCUCGACGACACGCUGAACCACAAGGAUUUCCACACUCUGGCGUAUCUCGUGCAGGAUGCUGUGCUUGGUGUUCGCAAGGGCUUCGUGGAGAAGCUCAUGAAGUACCUCGUCCUCAACAGGCUCCGCCACCGCUUCUACACGAUCAUCUUCCUGACCGCGUACGAGCCGGAGCCGGAGCUCAAGCAGCACAUUGAAACGUGGAUUCGCUCAAGGGUACAGUCAAUGGCGGGGAACCCACAGAACCCGAUGGAGGCGAUACUGGCAAGGCUCAUCCCUCUGCUGGCUCACCACCCAGAUUACAGCACCGACCCGGAGAACCUGGUCGACCAUGCACAGUACCUCAUCUACUACGUCAGCCACGUGGCCACGGAGAAGAACCUCGGCCUCAUCUACAAGUACGCCGAGCGCGUGAAGCAGACGCGAGACAACCUCGACCCCGAGAAGAGCGAGAACCUCUACGUCGUCAGCGAUCUCGCUUCGGCCGUCAUACGAAGGUGGCAGGAGCGUAGGGGAUGGGCCUUCCAGGCGUAUCCGGGCAAGGUUGGCAUGCCGUCGGGCAUCUACGUCGGCCUGACGGACCACGACACGGCGCAGGCGAUCGCUACGAAGCAGUACAUCCCCGACGGCAUGGACAACAGGAUCGAUACCCUCCUGAAGGCGGUGGACAAGAAGAAGCGCAAGUCCGGCGACGAGCGAGGCGAUGGCGCCCCCGCCGUGAAGAAAGUCCGUACCAAGGAGCCGAAACCGGCGUCUGCGCGCCCCAUUGCCGCGCCCAAGCGAAAAUCAGCAGCCAAGGCCAAGGCCAAGCCCAAACGGCCCUCCAAAGCCGCUGGGCGCGCUUCGUCCCCCGUCGUCGACGAGGCGAACCGCCGGCGCAGCGGUCGGAGCCGGAAGACUGAGUCCAAGUACACGGAGCGCGACAGCGACGAGGACGACAACGAGAUGCUCGAAGACGGCGUCGCCGAGUGGGACUACGGUUCCGGCAGCGGCGAUGACCACGACGACGAGGUCGAAGACGACGGGGAGGAGGAGCAGGACAACGACAAGGCGCCCGAGGCAUCCGACUCGGAAAUGUCUGACGCCGCCAGCAACACCGACCACGAGGAGGACGAGGCGCCCGCGAAUCCCGCCAAGACCAAGAGCCCCGCGCAGAGCAGAAAGUCCGCCGCCGCAGCCGCCAAGCGCGACUCGUCCGUCCUGUCCGACCCCGCCUCGUCAGACCUGUCCGAGCCCGAGGAGUCCGACGACGAGAAGGACGCUACGCCGCCACCGGCAAAGCCCAAUGGGCGCAAGGCCCGCGGCGCUGCCAAGACGGCGGAGCUGCCGCGUCGGCCGGCGGCCAAAAAGGAGGCGGCCCCUGCGGCCAGGCCGACUAGGAGUCGGCGGAGCCGGGCUGCGAAGAGCGACGACAUGGACGUCGACUCGGAGUAG
Verticillium dahliae VdLs.17 is the source of this 4695-nucleotide messenger RNA. RefSeq names its product Spo76 protein. The record is from RefSeq and is a predicted model, not a curated record. NCBI's taxonomy places the organism in Eukaryota, Fungi, Ascomycota, Sordariomycetes, Glomerellales, Plectosphaerellaceae. Gene Ontology annotation, cellular component: nucleus; chromatin. Gene Ontology annotation, biological process: mitotic sister chromatid cohesion; DNA repair. Bases 1 to 4695 code for a protein of 1564 amino acids. The transcript has 3 exons.